AUGAAGCUUUUAUCAGUGAUUGCCGGGACGUCGUUGGCACAGGUCGCCCCUGAAUGUAUAAAAUGCUCCGAAGCAAACGUCCUUUUCUUCGCCGGUAAAGCCGAAUCUGGCGAUUACUACGACCCAAAAGGAUACGAGCGCUUCCGGGAUUUCAUGCUCAAUGAGUACGAGUUUGGCAAUUUCACUGAAAACCUCGUGGCGAUCAAUGGCGAUUUCGCGUUCAACGAGAACUCGCAUGUGGCGGACAUUCGAUCGAUUGUCAACGGAGCUUUUAGCGAGUUGAACGCGCAGGAAGGAUCUAAUGGCGAUUUAAACUUUUUAAUGUGCCACGCUGAGCUUUGCGAUCACAUCUUCGACUACAUCAGGAUGAGCGCCUUCACCCCAAUUUCUGGGCUCAUCACAAUGGGUUGGGCUCCCACUUCUGAGCGAUGGGCUUCAACUUCUAUUCCAAUUUUCUCUUUGCUUGGCGAAUAUGACGGAGUGAAUACCUUCACCCGCUUCGUUCCGAAACUUUUCCUCGAGGAAUUACCGCGAAAUCACUACCUAGAUCUCAUCGCAUUCGGAAACUUUAGAAAAUUUGCAAAUGCGCUGGAGCCAUUUGAAUUCAUCGGCGACUCGGAUCUUGAGACUAAAUAUAGGCCGUAUCAAAUUUUCCGGAGAAUAACGAUCAAUCUGGGACAUUUCAUUGACAACGAUAGACUAAAUAUGGCGUUGUCUACUGAUUCUGCUUUGGAAUCGCUCCGAGCGUCGCAUUUAUUGCUUGAAAUGGACCACGAGGAAGGAAAUCCGUUGGCAGCUGAAAUCCAAGCAGAAAUAUCAACCAUGGAAGUUGAUCAUAAAUUUGUUGAUGACAUCGACAGCGUUGAGCCCUACGUCAGCGACAACACUGCUUAUAUCUUCACAGAGCUUGUCGAGAACAAGAUCUUAUAUGAUGACGAAGAAUCGUUCAGCUUCAGUACUUUCGAGAUUCCUUUCGAACAUGCUCUUAAAAUUAUUGACGCUAGUGGACAAGUAACGUGCGCCGAUUUACAAAAGCAACUCCUCCACGAUGUUCUUGGCAAGCUCGCGCCGCAGCAGAUCCAGUUUUACAUGAUGAAUUCUUGCGAAAUCAUUCCUCGUGAAGCAGACAGCUCAAAUGGUAAUCUAGGGAAGGACCGAGUGCAGAUGUUCCCAAAAGAUGGAGUCGCGAAUUUAGUCACAGUUGAAUCACGAGAAGGAGACGUUCUUGGCUGAAGCUUAUCUGGAAGCACUCAUGACCCUCGAAAAAAUAUUGCUCCAAGCUACAGCUUCGGAGUCCGACACAAAGAAUACACCAACAAUCAUUCUCCAGGACCGAAAUUCAACAUUGAAUCCUCUCUGACAAGACAUGGGCGAAACGGUGCUCCACAGUACUCAAUCUACUCACGAUCAAAAUCGGCAACUGCAUUCAAUACGCCAGGGCCGGGAACCUACAAAAAUGAAGACGCGCGGGCUGCUUACAAAGCCGCUCCAGCUUAUUCCCUCAGCGGUCGAGCUAAAUCUGGAUAUGCCAACAAAACUCCAGGACCCGCGGCAUACAUGCUCCCUCGUGCAAACAUCAGCAAAAAAGGAACUCCUGCUUAUUCGAUGAGACUCAAGCCAACAACUGGAUCAUUUACUGAAGAUCUGGCAAAGACGCCCGGACCAGGCACUUACAAAGUGACUGAUCCAUCGACAUACAAAAAGAAGAUGCCUCAGUACUCAAUGACCGCGCGAAAUGAGUUGCCUUCUGAUAGUACGCGAAAACCGGGCCCGGGUGCGCACAGACCCGAACAGGUGAUUGUGAACAAGAAAAUCCCACCAAAGUACACCUUCGGUGUCAAACACUCGGAAUACGCUGGCACCUUCGUCGGAGCCGAAAAAGAAUGA
Molecule: messenger RNA, 1887 nt
Organism: Oikopleura dioica
Lineage: Eukaryota; Metazoa; Chordata; Appendicularia; Copelata; Oikopleuridae
Source: the annotation of a GenBank genome assembly